CUCUCUAGAAACCUUAGAGAGGGGAAAACCCGUAUUUCAUCAACCCCUCCUCUCUCUCUCUGUAUCGGCGGUUAAUUGUCUCCUUAUAAAACUCUUCCUUCCUCAAACUAACCCUAUUUAUUUUUAUUGCAAAACUCCUCUCUCUGUCUCCACACAUCGUUCCUUGUGUUUUACAAUUUUCCAUUGGGAUUUUCAGUUAUUUGCAGCUGAGAGCUCAAUAUAAAGCUGUAAUGGGUAGCAGAAAAUUGAUUCGUGACCUCUUUCUUUCAGAGCGCAUGCUUUCCCUGCAUCAAACUCAAUCUUUACAGGCAGCGUACUCUCGUUCUAUUUGUGCCCCCGGGGUUUCAGCCUCUCGCCGAUUCAGUGUUUUCAAUGAGUUUUCAAAGCAAUUCAAGGGACAAGCCAAUAGUAAUCCGGAAUUCCAGAAAACGAUCAAAGACUUGAAAGAGAAAGCAGGAGGUUUGAAAGAAGUUAAAGAAGAACUGAAAGUUAGAACUAAGCAGACGACUGAGCAGCUUUACAAGCGUGUGGACGAUGUUUGGACUGAGGCUGAAAGCCAAGCAAAAAAGGUUUCUGCUAAUUUGAAAGAGAAGAUCUCAGCUGCUACAGAGGAGGUCAAAGACUCUUUAGGGCUUGGAAAAGAACCACCAUCAGGGUCAUCAAGUACUGUAGGUAAAAAGAAUGGAAGCCAUGCUGCAUCAGGAGAAGAAAAAGCUCAGUUUUCUGAUGCUAGCACCAGUCAAGAAACACAAGAAGCAUCUGAAACAUUAUUUAGCAGAUUUCGGCAAACAGUCUGUUCUUCUACUCAGGCCACUGGGGCCUUUCAAAAAUUAAAGGAUGCUUCAUUUGUGGAAUUAGCUAAAAAGGGUUUCGAAAUAAUAAAUGAGGAGUUGAAUGGCAACCCAACUAAGAGGAAGCAUAUGCAACGUGCUGCUGCCACAUCAGCAAAUGGGCAAAGGAGCACGGCAACUGAUAUUGUUCUUGUACCCAAGAAGCAGUCACAAUGGGAGGCAUUUAAAGAAAAGGUGCAAGCACAUCCAAUUUUCAAGCGUAUUAAUGGGAUUAGUGAACCUGUUGUAACCAAGGGUCAGGAGAUAGCUGAAGACAUGAGGGAGCGGUGGGAAACCAGUGAUCAUCCUGUUGUUCAUAAGAUUCAAGAUCUGAAUGAAACUGUUUUUGGCGAAACGGCGGCAGCAACAGCUUACAGGGAAAUACACCUUCGUGACCCGUCAUUUUCGUUGCCAGAGUUUCUUGCUGAAGUUCAGGAAAUGAUUUCUCCUACACUUAAUGCCUAUCUCAAGGGUGAUGCAGAAGUACUGAAGAAAAAUUGUUUUCCUGAAGUAAUUGAACGGUGUUUAGCAGAGCGUAGAGCUUACGUAAGCCAGGGGAUCUUUUUUGAUAACAAGAUUUUGCAUAUAUCUGAUGCAGAAGUUGUAGAACAAAAAUUGAUGGGAAGCACUCCUGUAAUCAUCAUUAUGUUUCGAACACAGCAAGUCUACUGUGUCCGUGAUAGCUAUGGUGCCAUCACUGAUGGUGGCAGGGACACAAUUCAUGCUGUAAUCUACGUGUGGGCAAUGCAGCUGAUGGACGCCGAAGAGCUUGGUGAGGAUGUGUUUUACCCAAUGUGGAGGUUAAGAGAGAUGCAGCAAAUGGGCAUUCAGGCUCUCAUCUAGAUUUUCUCAUGUAACAUAUCUUUACAGCUUUUUUUCUUUUGGGUAAUUGUUACAGCUUUUUUUUCCCCACUGGGUGAUAUAAUCUUCAUUUUUUUUCUGAGGAGUAGGAUGAUACAUGCCAAGUUUGUUAAAGAUAAUUAUUUGGGGAAUUUUCAUUUAUUCAAAUGCAAUAUUUAUAGGUCA
Molecule: messenger RNA, 1856 nt
Organism: Amborella trichopoda
Lineage: Eukaryota; Viridiplantae; Streptophyta; Magnoliopsida; Amborellales; Amborellaceae
Gene: TIM44-2
Product: translocase inner membrane subunit 44-2
Biological process (GO): protein import into mitochondrial matrix
Cellular component (GO): mitochondrial inner membrane
Molecular function (GO): protein-folding chaperone binding
Source: RefSeq, a predicted model, not a curated record